Messenger RNA from Pangasianodon hypophthalmus (striped catfish), 4257 nucleotides. It is a transcript of the gene ampd3a, whose product is annotated as adenosine monophosphate deaminase 3a. Gene Ontology annotation, cellular component: cytosol. Gene Ontology annotation, biological process: IMP salvage; AMP metabolic process. NCBI's taxonomy places the organism in Eukaryota, Metazoa, Chordata, Actinopteri, Siluriformes, Pangasiidae. The record is from RefSeq and is a predicted model, not a curated record. Gene Ontology annotation, molecular function: AMP deaminase activity. The coding region runs from base 1009 to 3384 and encodes 791 amino acids. The transcript is spliced from 15 exons.
AUGUUGUAGUUAUAUUUGAUCUUGCAGAAUGUCAGUGUUAUCACUGAUGUUAAAGCAGCUAUAAGCAGUUUUUUCCCUCACCAGCCUCUCUUUUUUUUCUCUCUUGAAGAAAAAAUACGCAGCUUGAAACGUUACUGAGAAUCCAGGAAAACGUAAACUCCUCUGUCCUGUAGUGGUGGGGAAAAAAAGAGAAAAAUGUUACAGCUUUACAUCUGAUUGUUACAAAGUGCUGACACUGGCGACUCCUUCCGUAAGUGUUAACUAAACGCCUGCUUACAGAAAACGGCACCGUAUCAACAACUACACACAUUUUUUAAUCUGUCCACCAUACCAUACCAUACUUGUGUACGUUGUUACUACAGAAACGAUGACACAUUAGAACGAGUGUAUUAAUAUAAACCUGUAAUUUACAGCCACACUUCUUAUAGAGAGUGAAUCAACACCACCUGACCAAUCAGAUUUGAGAAAUAAACAGCGCUGAACUGUAGGACAGUUAGAAAUUCGCCCCCUGGUGGUAGUCGUAAUGCGUUCAAAAUUUAUUUUCGUGGUUAUAAUGUCACUAGUCACAGUACUGAAGAUGGAUGAAAAAUGAUCAUAUCUUUUUAAAAGCAGAGAGUGGUCAUAUUGGAUAAAAUCAUAACAUAGGCGAUAAAAUAGUAAUAAAGAACUUGACAUAAGCGAUCGAAUCGCGAGACCUGGAGAUGCAUACCAGUAUUGAUGUAGGUGUAGAGAGCAUGACUGACAGGACAGGACAAAGCUCUAUGGUGAUUAUGUAUAAACAGAUUAUACAUGGGGAAACGUUGAGGUGUGUGUAUACGAGGCUUACGACAUGAGCCGGAGGUCUCUCUGUGUGUGUUGACAGGCGCUCAGGAUUAGAGGCUGUUGCGAAAAAUGAUGCCGUUGGCCUCUUAAAAUAGAGGGAGAAGGGGACACUGAAGAAAACAAAAGCGCUGCCGCUACAUAACGGUGGCUCAGAGUGCGACCGGACCUGAGACACAACACAUACACAUGCAGACACACUCACACAGACGUGUUCACACAUACAUGCAUACAUACAUACAUACAUACCGAGCUGAAGCAGGAGCUGAGAUGGCUGUGACAGGAGCUGAUGAAAUGCCCCGGCAGUUCCCCAAGGUCACGCUGAGUGACGUGGACGAGGAGGUGCGCCUGCUGGCCGAGAAGGUGUACGCCUCUGCGCUGAAGGAGGAGGAGAAUAAGGACGCCAUUUCCAUGUACACGGUACCUGAAGACUGUCCCAUUGGCCUUCAGCAGGCCAAGGAAAGGGAGCUCCUCCGGGAGCUGGCCGAACAGCAAUCUGAGGAGACGGCCAAGAGGAAGAAGAGUUUGAAGAUGAUUCGAUCUCAGUCCAUGCAAAUCCCUGUUUGUGUGGAUUGGGCAAGAGCUACACCCACUCCGCUCGUGUCCCCAUCCUCCACCUGUCCCUCCAUCCCAGACAACUUCCCCGAGUACCAGAGAGUCACCAUCAGUGGGGAUUACUGUGCUGGGAUCACCGUUGAGGACUACGAGCAAGCAGCUAAAAGUCUUCUGAAGGCAUUAUUCAUCCGGGAGAAAUACUCGAAGCUGGCGUACCACCGUUACCCCCAAACCACUGCCAGGUUCUUGCGCAGUGCUGAGAACCUGAAGUGGAGAGAGGAAGAUGAAGUCCUGCCAGACAUCUGUCCAUGCCCUCAGGAAGGAGAGGACCCCUACAGCAUGGAGAACAUUCCGGAGAACCUGAGCUAUGAGCUGAAAAUGAAAGAUGGGAUUAUAUAUGUGUAUGACAAUGCGGUGGCUCUCAGGGAGAACAGACCCCACUGUUUGCCGUACCCUGACCUAGAGACGUUUGCCAUCGACAUGAGCCACGUACUGGCCAUGAUCGCAGAUGGACCCACAAAGACGUACUGCCACAGACGACUGAACUUCCUGAGCUCGAAGUUCUACCUGCAUGAGAUGCUCAACGAAAUGGCUGAGCUUAAAGAACUCAAAGGGGUCCCACAUCGAGAUUUCUAUAACGUCAGGAAGGUAGACACUCACAUCCACGCUGCAGCCUGUAUGAACCAGAAACAUCUGCUUAACUUCAUCCAGAGUACCUAUAAGACAGACGCAGACCGAGUGGUGCUGGAGAAGGCUGGACAGAGACUGACCCUCAAACAGGUCUUCAACAACCUCAACAUGGACCCUUACGACCUCACUGUGGACUCGCUGGACGUCCAUGCUGGCAGGCAGACAUUUCAUCGCUUUGACAAGUUCAACACCAAAUAUAAUCCGGUGGGAGCGAGCGAGUUACGAGAAAUCUACCUGAAGACUGACAACUACAUCAAGGGCGAGUACUUUGCACGUUUGAUAAAGGAAGUUGCUCAUGAUCUGGAGGAGAGUAAAUACCAGCAUGCUGAACCCCGCCUUUCUAUCUACGGACGUUCCCCGGAGGAGUGGGAAAGCCUUUCCCGUUGGUUUAUUCAACAUAAAGUCUACUCCCCCAACAUGCGCUGGAUCAUUCAGGUGCCCAGAAUAUAUGAUAUUUUUAUGUCACGGAAGCUGAUUCCCAACUUUGCCAAGAUGCUGGAGAACAUCUUCCUCCCCUUGUUUGAGGCGACUGUGAAUCCUCAGAAGCACAAAGAGCUGCAUGUGUUCCUCAAAUAUGUGACCGGCUUUGACAGUGUGGACGACGAGUCCAAGCACAGUGAUCACAUGUUCUCUUACAAGAGCCCCAAACCUGAGCAAUGGACCACCGAUGAGAACCCGCCUUACAGCUACUACCUCUUCCACAUGUAUGCCAACAUCAUGGUGCUCAACAAUCUGCGCAAGGAGCGAGGUCUGAGUACCUUCCAGUUCCGUCCACACUGUGGUGAGGCCGGCUCCAUCACUCAUCUGGUCUCAGCUUUUCUCACUGCGGAUAACAUCUCUCACGGCCUCAACCUCAAGAAGAGCCCCGUCCUUCAGUACCUGUAUUACCUGGCCCAGGUACCCAUCGCCAUGUCCCCCCUCAGUAACAACAGUCUGUUCUUGGAGUACUCGAAGAACCCGCUGCGAGAGUUCCUGCACAAGGGCCUGUGUGUGUCUCUGUCCACUGACGACCCCAUGCAGUUCCACUACACCAAGGAAGCCCUAAUGGAGGAGUAUGCUAUCGCAGCCCAGCUCUGGAAGCUGAGCACAUGUGAUUUAUGUGAAAUCGCCAGAAACAGCGUGCUGCAGAGCGGCCUCUCUCAUCAGGAGAAAAAGCACUUCCUUGGGGCUGACUACUUAAAGGACGGACCCGAAGGGAACGACAUCCGGCGCACCAACGUGGCGCAGAUCCGCAUGGCCUACAGACACGAGACGCUGUGUAACGAGCUCAGCUUCCUGGUGGACGCGGUGAAAUCCGAGGCCCUGGGCUCGCAGACAUAGUCACAGCAACACAUCUGCUGCCAUAAGACUGUAGCCAUACAUACACACUUGCAUGCUGCCUUGUACACAAGACUGCACACAUCAGGUAUUACUUAAUUGCUGCUGCUCGGGUUAGUGGAAGAAAACAAAACAAAACAACCUGCCUCACUGUAAUCCACACUGCAAGUCUUCCAUGUGAGUCCAGGUCUGCAUGCGUGUUCACUGUGGCCUGCAGUUUUGCACUGAGCAGUACAUCCUUGGAGAUGAAGUGCAUCAGGGACUGAGGAGAUGCGCAGUAGAAAGCCAAUGCAACGGCGCCCCCUGGUGGAGGCGAUCAUACUUUCAUCAACAGACUUGAAACAGGGAAAACUGUAGAUUAUGCUUUUAGAGUGGUUUUGAGUGUGGAAUAUGUGCAUUAUUUAUAUAUAUAUAUAUAUAUAUAUAUAUAUAUAUAUAUAUAUAUAUAUAUAUAUAUAUAUAUAUAUAUAUAUAUAUAUACACACACACACACACAUACACGUACAUGCGCAUACUAGAUUCUCACCAGUAGAACAAUGUUAUAAUGAGAUCUAGGACCCGAUCUAGAUCCCAAUGAUGCUGAGUGAAGAUACAAACACUGGACCUCAUUUAUUGAAUGUAUAAGAUACUAUAAGAACUUGAAAACAAUGUAGCUUUGUAGCUAAUGUGCUGUCUGUUCAUCCAACACCCUGAAAGCUUUUCCGUUGCAUCUAGUGGCCUUUUCUUCCAUUUAACUCAGAAUUCCUACAAUAUUGCACAUACUGUAUAUAAAGAUAUAUAGCACGUUAUUCUUUAUUAAUACCUGAAUAGUAUGGAGAGAAAAAAAGCAAAUGUAUCUUUAUAUUGUUAUAGUGAUAAAUAAAUUGUUUUCUAGGA